GCCCCGCUGCAAGAGGAAACGGCCCGUAGAGUACCUGAUGCGCAAUCGACUCAGACCGAUUGUGAUAUUCUUACUUCCAAUCCUCUUCAGUCUUCUUUCUAUCGCUGCUGGCUUUACACUGUCUCAUAGUCAAGCACAUCACAUUGCACAAAGCAGAGAUUUACAUGCGCCUCUGUUUACCGGUUCCAGCCGCCCACUCACUGAUCCGUCGCUCUCAUCCACCGUCGCAAGUUUCCUUUCGGAGAGCACUUCGCUUCUCAGGGAAUAUGGCAGGAAAUGGAGAUUCUGGGUCUGGCGCCAAUGCUGGCGGUCCCUCUGAGGAUCAGAAGCAGAGGCGGUCGAGUUCUAUUCAUCCGAAGAAACUGAUCUUUGCCCCAGGAGACAUCCAAGUACCUGCCGGGUCACCUGAGCCCGUCAUACAAGCAACGGAAACAGCUGAUCCUUCUGCUACGUUCUCGAAGACAGCCAUUUCCCGCUUGACAGAGGAGAUACCCAGGUCCUACACAUCAACGCCGACCUCCGUCAUGGAAAGCCAUAUUGUUUCCCACCCUGCUCGCGCACAUCAAUUUGUGAGCAACCCUCCUCUCACUAUUUCGCAGCUACAUCCUACGAAUCCUCUCCGCCAAUUCAACGCUUGGUUCCAUGAUCCUAGGCUCCCUCCCUCAUCCGCGCCUGAAACUUGCACACUGGCGACCGCAUCUAUGCCCUCUGGACGGGUCAGCGCACGCGUGCUAUACCUCAAAGAAUUGGACGAGAGGGGAUGGGUGGUAUACAGCAACUGGGGCAGCAGACAAGGGAAAGGAAAACAAGUGUUCGGUGCUAAUGGUCCCGGUGAGGGUUGGACUAGCCCAGAAGAGGCUUAUCACAAUCUUGGACUUGACGAGAGCGACACAGGUGCUGCAGAGGAGCAAGACAUUUCCGCGGAGUUGGGCAAUAAGUGGGCAGCACUUACGUUCCUUUGGCCUGCUGUUGAACGUCAAGUCCGGAUCGAGGGUCUUGUGGAGCCACUCAGCAGGGAAGAGAGUGAACUGUACUGGCGGACGAGAGAGCGAGGCAGUCAAAUUGGCGGUUGGGCGAGUCACCAGAGCAAAGUUCUGUGGUCAGCAGAGCCCGGAACAUUACCUCCUAGACGGAAGAGCAAUGCUAAGCUCCUAGCGGAAGAUGAGACCAAUUCUCCUUCUGCUGAUCUAAAGGAGGACAUUAACAAGACGGACAUUGAUGAUGGACGCGGCUUGCUUGAGCAGCGAGUCAAGGAGAUGGAAGCCCGCUUUGCCGACACUGAAGAGAUCCCGCUUCCACCUUUUUGGGGCGGAGUCCGCAUCGUUCCAGAAUCGGUGGAAUUCUGGCAAGGCCGUCGCAGCAGACUCCAUGACAGAUUCCGCUAUGUACGAGUUGCUCCUAGAACCGAUGAAAACGGAGAAGACGUCUUUACGUGGCGCAUAGAGAGGCUGUCUCCUUGAGGACUCACUGCAGUUUACAAUUGCUAUUCCGAGACGUCUGAAAAUCGCUGCUCGCCAGUUGUGCCAGAGAUAGACUUGGUACUUACGAACAAGAAUCGCGUACUGAAAUAAUGACACUGACAUUCCGCCUAAUGAGAUCCCAAGUCGAAAAAUAUCAACACUCGGCGCUGGGAAAAGAAGAGGACGAGGGAAAGCACUCCUACCACUCACUACAAUAAUUCAGUUGUGUGUAUAUUCAAUCGAAAAGAAAAUUGUACAUAAUCAUUUCUAAUCCUUCUCUACUUCAUGAAAAGUAAUAUUAACUACUUUGUUCCGAUUUAAA
This is a messenger RNA of Paecilomyces variotii, 1782 nucleotides long. RefSeq names its product pyridoxamine phosphate oxidase. The transcript is spliced from 2 exons. NCBI's taxonomy places the organism in Eukaryota, Fungi, Ascomycota, Eurotiomycetes, Eurotiales, Thermoascaceae. The record is from RefSeq and is a predicted model, not a curated record. Gene Ontology annotation, molecular function: FMN binding; pyridoxamine phosphate oxidase activity. Bases 165 to 1460 code for a protein of 431 amino acids. Gene Ontology annotation, biological process: pyridoxine biosynthetic process.